Messenger RNA from Mycena citricolor, 2509 nucleotides. Lineage: Eukaryota; Fungi; Basidiomycota; Agaricomycetes; Agaricales; Mycenaceae. The record is from the annotation of a GenBank genome assembly.
AUCCCAGUCUCUCUCUCCCAUCAUGUCCGACGAGGAAGAUCUCUCCAAGAAAUACAUUCUCAAGACCGCUCCGUUCGACGCGCGGUUCCCCAAUCAGAACCAGACUAGGAACUGCUGGCAGAACUACUGUGACUACUUCCGGUGCAUCAAUGCGAAGGGCGAGGACUUCAAGCCAUGCAAGACGUUCAAAAUGACCUACAACUCAUUGUGCCCCAAUGAAUGGGUCUCUCGAUGGGAUGACCAGCGGGAGAACGGAACGUUCCCUGCUGUUCUCGACGGAUAGACUGGACCUGUUCUCGAAUCACUCGUGCCGGAGCGGAGGAUCACAUGAUUGUGGGAACAUACCGACGUUGCUUAGAUUGAGAACCAGUAGCUCUGCAAGAAUAUGUAUUGAAUGCCGGUGCCCGGCGAACAAUGCACCCGUUUACACUGCAACGUUAGAAACUCGGUGGGGAGUCGCGACCAACCCAUACCCAGCCCCAAGCUCAAAAGAUUACCAUCGUGUAUCCACUUUCGGGACUGGUGAGUUCUGAUGGCCUGUCAUUUCCGCUUCGCUUCCCUCCACCUUGCCCUGCGAACCGUAAGUACUAGUGGCGUUAAGAUCAGAACGAAUCCUGCAUACGCGUUCACCUGUCUUUGCCAUGUUGUCCGACCUCUGAAGUCUGAGCAAGGUCCAUAAUCUACUGUGGUGCUGGAGUCCUGUCUACGCGCUAUAAUGCGAGUAAUCAUGUCCACUGCUUCGCCGUGACAUCCUCUAUUCGCGGUUGCCGCGGCGGAUUUACGUCUCCUUACGUCCGAACCGGCUCUCGCAGUCUUUCUCUCUCUUCCUCGACUUCCUCGUCACUGGCACGCAAUCGGCACCCAUGAACUCUGUUACCGGGUCUGAGCAUUCCGACUCACUAGUUAUCCGGGGUGCUCGACCUCUGAAUGCCGAAGCACGGGCUGCAGACCUCGUCGAGUUUGAAAUCACUCCGGAACGACUGGUGUACUGUCGAAACCAUGGACCGGUACGCGAAUUCGAGGAGUGUUCCUACUUUCUCACAAUCAAGACUGACGACAACACUGUCCUUCUCCGCCUCUCAAUCCCCGAACUGCGGCAACAAUUCGACAAGUCCAGUGUUGUAGCAGCUCUGCAAUGCGCUGGAAACCGGCGCAAAGAAAUGGCUGAGACGAAGCCUGUGCAGGGCGUAUUGUGGGCAGACGGUGUGGUAGCCAACUGCUCAUGGGGUGGCAUCCGACUUUGCGAUCUGCUGAGGCGUGUUCCUUCAGUGGAAGAUUAUGCCCAUGUCUGCUUUGCCUCCUACGCCACAUUGUGUGAGGACGACCAGUAUUAUGGGGCAUCCAUUGCUAUCGGAACCGCUUUGGGCCACAGCGAGGAUGUGCUACUGGCCUAUGAGAUGAACGGAGAAACGUUGAAUGCCCAGCAUGGAGGUCCCCUGCGCGUCGUCGUUCCAGGACAUUUGGGCGCGAGAUGGGUGAAAUGGGUCGAUACAAUCGUGCUUUCUUCACGCGAAUCUCCGAACUUUUAUCAGCAGCGGGACUACAGGAUCCUCCCUCCCGAGGUCGAGACCAAGGCUGCCGCGCUACCGCUGUGGCACAAGUACCCGUCCAUGACGGCUCUACCAUUGAAUUCCGUGAUCGCCUCUGUGAAGCGCGUUCCAAACAAGGCGUCGGGAUACGAUAUCCACGUCAAGGGAUAUGCCUUAGCCGGUCCGAAUGGGAAUGUCGUCUCUGUUCAAGUCAGUCAUGACAACGGUGAGUCGUGGAUGGACGCAUCAAUCAUCUACCAGCAAGGGAGAUGGAGCUGGACCUUGUGGGAGGUCACCGUCUCGAGUGUAUCUGAUACAGGUACAAUUUAUUCAAGAGCCAAGGAUGAGAGUGGAUUCAUCCAACCGAGGGAUUGUCUCUGGAAUCUUAGAGGAGUCGCCUUUAAUGGAUGGGGCGUGGGAAGGUGGUAGGAUUCAUUAGGUCACGUGUUUGCUUGCAACCUCGAUUUCGUACCACGAUCAUAUAAACGCGUUGACGCGUAUAUAUUGUUGAUAUUCUUUGAAUGCAAAAAGAGCAGGAAUCUCAAAGCACUAUGGCUAUCGACAGUGAGCCUAUCCAUGAAGAGGUUCUGGCGACCCGCCGUUCGCGCCGUAGCACUGCGGGCAAUCGGAUGCAAGCAGCAAUGGCGGAGAUGGAAAUUGAGUCUUCUUUCAAUGAACAGGAAGAUGACGCAGAUUAUACAAACGAAAAGGUCGAGGAGGAUAUCUUUGACGUCGAUUUUGAAAGCACAGACGAAGAGUUGGACACAGAAGAUGGUGAUGCUGGUCUGCGAGAGGAGGAAAGACGUGUACACAAGUUGUCGAAAGUUCGUCUGGAGAAAGCUACAGAAGCCGCACACAUUCGUAACAAAGCUACCUUUGACCCUAAUACUGGCACGGAGUCCACCGUUGUGAGCGCCGUGCCAAAGCGGCUGCAGCGACAGUCAGAGGCCGGAGAACCCUCAUCUCAGCGUCAAUCAGGC